AUGUUUGAGGCUAGGCUUGUACAAGGUUCUCUUUUAAAGAAAGUUCUUGAGGCAGUCAAGGAUCUGCUCUCAGAAGCACCAUGGGACUGUAGUUCAACAGGAAUAAGUUUACAAGCUAUGGAUUCAUCACAUGUUAGUUUAGUUUCUUUAUUAUUACGUGCAGAUGGCUUUGAUACUUACAGAUGUGAUCGCAACUUGUCAAUGGGUAUCAACCUCAACAGCAUGUCCAAGAUCCUCAAGUGUGCCUGCAAUGAUGAUAUAAUCACAGUGAAAGCUGAAGAUAAUGCUGAUACAGUCACUUUCGUUUUUGAAUCUCCAAAUCAAGAAAAAGUCUCUGAUUACGAAAUUAAAUUGAUGGACAUUGAUUCUGAACAUUUAGGUAUUCCUGAUACAGAGUACAAUUGUGUUGUAAAACUUCCUUCGGCUGAAUUCCAAAGAAUAUGUCGAGAUUUGAGCCAAAUUGGUGAUUCUGUUGUGAUUUGUUGUACAAAAGAAGGAGUUAAAUUCUCAGCCAGUGGUGAUCUUGGAUGUGGUAACAUCAAGUUAGCCCAAAGUACCAAUGCUGAUAAAGAGGAAGAGUCUGUCACUAUUGAAAUGAACCAGUCUGUUGUGCUGACAUUUGCUCUGCGAUAUUUGAAUUUCUUCACCAAAGCUACACCGUUAUCUACUCAUGUUACACUCUCCAUGUCACAAGAUGUUCCACUUGUGGUGGAAUACAAAAUAGCUGAUACAGGUUACAUCCGAUAUUAUCUGGCACCAAAGAUUGAAGAUCAAGAAGACAACUGAAUAUAAAACAGUUUUUGGAAGAAACUUCUAUAGGAAAAUGCUUUAACAACUAAUGAGGCAACCUGAACUUGUUCUAGCCACAAGUUAUUGAAGACCUUUUCUCUGACUAUUUUAGUAAUUAAUCACUUAAGCACUAAUUCAUCCAUUAUUACUUUCUCUCACUACUUUCAUAUGUAUAUAGUGUCUUUUUACCUAUUGAACAACAGGGUAUGCACAGUUUGUUUUUAAUGAAUUAGGGUUGUCAAUAAUACGAACCUCUAAUUUGGUCUCCUCCACUUAGAGAUUCGUUUGUGGCAUUGUUCAUUAUGGGGGCUUGUUAGUGGGUGUAAUUUAGUUCAGUAUGCGUUAUCCCAAAAUUAACUUAUGCCCUAGGUUUGUUCUGAGUUUUAUUUCGAAAAAAAAAAAGGUGGGGGUUAAGAAUUACAAAGUCAAUGUCUUAAAUAAUGAAAAUUUGUUUUUAUCCUGCUAAUCAUGAUAAACUACUAUUCAGUCUUCAGACUAAGGACAUUUAAAAGGAAAUCAUUAUUAUUAUUAAGGUGAUGGGCUGGAAAAAUUGUUAGUGUUGGUCAAAGUGCUUAGUGGUAUUUCUUCUGGUUCUUUACAUUCAAAUUCCACUGAGGUUAACUUAGCCUUUCAUCCUUUUGGGGUCAAUACAUUUUAGUACCAGUAAAAUACUGGAAUCAAUGUAACUGAGUUGCCUUCCCCUCAAAAUUGCUAGCCUUGUUCCAAAAUUAGAAUUAUUGCUAUAAGAGUGGCAGGUUGACAAAACAGCAGUGUUGAGACUAAAUUUAGUCUUUAGUUCUAUUUUAACUCUGCAUGGGCUGAUGAGAUUAGUACCAGUUAUAUACUGAGGUGAUUUGUGCUUGAUUCUAGUGUGACUGGCAUAUCAUUAACAAACCAGUUGUGAUCUAGUUUUGGUUUGUCAAGUUGCAGGAUGUUUCAUUUUCAACUGGGGAAGAUGUUUUAAUCUUGUCCCAGUCUUUUAUUACUGCCAAUCCUACUCCUCAAAAUAUAUCCUCUCCCUUUCACAAAAUUGACCCUGGUACAUAACCUUUCAUAAAUAUUCAGUUUUUGUGUGUUUUAAUCAAACUACAUACAUUCAAAGUAGAGUAGAAGCCUUAUGUAAUUGAGGAAUUCUCCCACAUGAUAAAAAAACAAAAACUUUUACAAAACUCAUGCAAAUAAAAAUAUCUACUCUUUGUUAGAA
Octopus bimaculoides (California two-spot octopus) is the source of this 1993-nucleotide messenger RNA. Its product is annotated as DNA sliding clamp PCNA. Gene Ontology annotation, molecular function: DNA polymerase processivity factor activity; DNA binding. Lineage: Eukaryota; Metazoa; Mollusca; Cephalopoda; Octopoda; Octopodidae. Gene Ontology annotation, cellular component: PCNA complex. Gene Ontology annotation, biological process: mismatch repair; leading strand elongation; regulation of DNA replication. The record is from RefSeq and is a predicted model, not a curated record.